Effrenium voratum is the source of this 687-nucleotide messenger RNA. The record is from the annotation of a GenBank genome assembly. NCBI's taxonomy places the organism in Eukaryota, Dinophyceae, Suessiales, Symbiodiniaceae.
AUGCGUGGGUUUGAGUGGCUGACGGAAGAGGAAAUGACAGGGAAGAACUGGUCACAGCAGGGUGAUGAGCGGCUACGGGAGCUGGAGGAGCUCAUGUCAGCAACAGGCCUUUGGUCGGAGAAGUUCAGCAUGGACUUGGGGGACAUGCUGGAGGUCAGCGACGACGAGGGCGAAGGCAAUGCGCCCGCAGGCUCUGGCGGGAAGAAGAAGCCCAACCCGUUCCCUUCGGUGGACGGGGAUGAGAGUCUCAAGGAGAUGCUCGCGCGCUACAAGAAAGCUUGCCUCAACCGGGAUGACUUCAUCAACCUGGAGAAGGUGGCAGGUGUGGUAAACAAUCUCUUCCGUGACCUCUGCGAAAUGGAGGUGAGCGAGCUGAAGAAGAACCCUGAGUAUAGCCCUCAGUCAGCCCCAGCAUCUUGGGAGCACUACAUGCUCUUCAGCUCCAUGCCCCACGAACAGUACAAAAAAGCGCACGAUGGAUAUGAACGCGGGAACAGUGUGGUUGAUGCUUUGUUGGGGCAUUUUGCUGAGCAAGCCUGCGAGUUGUACCACACGGGCGUCACAUUGCCCACUGUUGGCGUGAUGUACGGGGUCUUCAUCUCCCAUGAGUACAUUGCUCAGUAUUACGCGACUGCCUUGAGCUGCUUCCGCAAGGAUUUGGUGUACUUCAAUUUGUGGGACUCGUGA